AUGGGCAAGGACGACAAGACCCACAUCAACGUGGUCGUUAUCGGCCACGUCGACUCUGGCAAGUCCACGACGACUGGUCACUUGAUCUACCAGUGCGGUGGUAUCGACAAGCGUACCAUCGAGAAGUUCGAGAAGGAAGCCGCUGAGCUCGGCAAGGGUUCCUUCAAGUAUGCGUGGGUUCUUGACAAGCUCAAGGCUGAGCGUGAACGUGGUAUCACUAUCGAUAUCGCGCUGUGGAAGUUCGAGACCGAGAACUACAUGGUCACCGUCAUUGAUGCCCCGGGCCAUCGUGACUUCAUCAAGAACAUGAUCACUGGUACCUCCCAGGCCGACUGCGCUAUUCUCAUCAUUGCUGCUGGUACUGGUGAGUUCGAGGCUGGUAUCUCCAAGGAUGGCCAGACUCGUGAGCACGCCCUGCUUGCGUACACCCUUGGUGUCAAGCAGCUCAUCGUCGCCAUCAACAAGAUGGACACCACCCAGUGGUCUGAGGCCCGUUACCAGGAAAUCAUCAAGGAGACCUCCAACUUCAUCAAGAAGGUCGGCUACAACCCGAAGACCGUUCCCUUCGUUCCCAUUUCCGGCUUCCACGGCGACAACAUGCUCAAGCCCACUGAGAACGCUCCCUGGUACAAGGGCUGGGAGAAGGAGGGCAAGGGUGGCAGCAAGGUCACCGGCAAGACCCUCCUCGAGGCCAUUGACGCCAUUGAGCCCCCCAAGCGUCCCACCGACAAGCCCCUCCGUCUGCCCCUUCAGGACGUGUACAAGAUCGGCGGUAUCGGCACGGUCCCCGUCGGCCGUAUCGAGACUGGUAUUCUGAAGCCCGGUAUGGUUGUUACCUUCGCUCCUUCCAACGUCACCACGGAAGUCAAGUCGGUUGAGAUGCACCACGAGCAGCUCACUGAGGGUGUUCCUGGCGACAACGUCGGCUUCAACGUGAAGAACGUCUCCGUCAAGGAGAUUCGCCGUGGCAACGUCGCCGGUGACUCCAAGAACGACCCCCCUGCUGGUGCCGCUUCUUUCGAGGCCCAGGUCAUCGUCCUGAACCACCCUGGUCAGGUCGGUGCUGGCUACGCCCCCGUGCUCGACUGCCACACGGCGCACAUUGCCUGCAAGUUCGCUGAGCUCCUGCAGAAGAUCGACCGCCGUACUGGUAAGGCUGUCGAGGAGAACCCCAAGUUCAUCAAGUCUGGCGACGCCGCCAUCGUCAAGAUGAUUCCCUCGAAGCCCAUGUGCGUUGAGGCUUUCACCGAGUACCCCCCUCUCGGUCGUUUCGCCGUCCGUGACAUGCGUCAGACCGUCGCUGUCGGUGUCAUCAAGAAGGUUGAGAAGGCCGUUGGUGGUUCCGGCAAGGUCACCAAGUCCGCUGCCAAGGCUGCUGGCAAGAAGUAA
This is a messenger RNA of Chaetomium strumarium, 1389 nucleotides long. RefSeq names its product translation elongation factor EF-1 alpha. The record is from RefSeq and is a predicted model, not a curated record. The transcript has 5 exons. NCBI's taxonomy places the organism in Eukaryota, Fungi, Ascomycota, Sordariomycetes, Sordariales, Chaetomiaceae. Gene Ontology annotation, biological process: translational elongation; translation. Gene Ontology annotation, molecular function: translation elongation factor activity; GTPase activity; GTP binding. The coding region runs from base 1 to 1389 and encodes 462 amino acids.